This is a messenger RNA of Leishmania mexicana MHOM/GT/2001/U1103, 2172 nucleotides long. RefSeq lists its product as hypothetical. Gene Ontology annotation, cellular component: endoplasmic reticulum chaperone complex. Gene Ontology annotation, molecular function: ATP binding; ATP-dependent protein folding chaperone. The transcript has a single exon. Gene Ontology annotation, biological process: endoplasmic reticulum unfolded protein response; cellular response to hypoxia; negative regulation of hypoxia-induced intrinsic apoptotic signaling pathway. The record is from RefSeq and is a predicted model, not a curated record. Lineage: Eukaryota; Euglenozoa; Kinetoplastea; Trypanosomatida; Trypanosomatidae. The coding region runs from base 1 to 2172 and encodes 723 amino acids.
AUGAAGUUAAAGUGCAAAGUUGCAUUACUGGCAUAUGUUCUUGCGUGCCUUUUCGUAACACAGGUAUCGUUGGCCCAUGUCAUCGGUGUCGACUUAGGAUCGGAGUACAUCAAAGUCGCCGGGCCGCAUGGUGACAAGGGUGUCGACAUUGUUCUUAAUGAGCAGUCGCGACGGAAAACGGACAAUUUUAUCGGAUUUCGUCGGAGCGAUCUUUACAUUGGCGACGCGGCGAGGAGUCUGGCUGCACGGUUUCCUCUGUGCACUGCAAGCGCGGUGAACCAGCUUCUCAGAAUUAGAAAAGACUCAAGCCUUCUUCCCUUUUUCCGUGAUUUACAGUACGAAUACCACGUCGGCUUCAGCAAUCAUGGCUCGGCGACUGUGAGCAUUUGCGACACCAAGGAUCCGUUCACCGCCGAGGAGCUCUAUUCCAUGGUACUGUCGUACUGCAAAACCACUGCCGUGAAAGAUGAUGUUGUCGAUCCAAAAGGUGUCGUAGUUACAAUACCAUUUCACACGUCGCCGGCGGAGCGGCGGGCCAUUCUGGAUGCCGCUCGCCUUUCAGGACUGAGUGUUCUGGGUCUCAUGCAUUCCACAACUGCUGCCGCCUUUUACUAUGGCGUGCGGCAUCGCGGCUUUGGCAACAACACCCUGAAGGUAGUAGUGUUCGACCUUGGCUCAACGCAUACUGAGGUCGGCGUCUAUGAAUUUUUACCGGCUGCGCAGAAGGCACCACUUUCGAGUGCUUUUGGGACGCUUAGGACACUCGGCGUGGUCGAGGAUCGUUCUCUCGGCGGUCGUGCGUUUGACUUAUGUGUUGCGCGGGUGAUCGAAGCGGAGGCGCGUGCGAAGCUUAGAAUUGGCCCGGUGUUGGGCGGGACGAGUUCUGCACAGCUGAAGUCACAAUUCUCGCUUCUCCGCGCUGCGAACAAGGUUCGUGAAACGCUUUCUGUGAACAGUAACACACCUUACACAGUGGAAGGCAUUGCCCCGGAUCGUGACUAUCACUCCAGCAUGACGCGCGCCGUUUUCGAAUCCGAAUGCGCCUCACUGUUCCAGCGUGUGAAGGAUUUGGCAACGAGUGUAACAAGCGUCGUGAAUAUUUCAUUCAAAGACCUCAACUCUUUCGAGAUGAUGGGAGGGCUCUCGCGUACACCAAAAAUCAUUGCAGACCUCUCCGAGGUCAUUGGCCGAGAUGUAGAUCGCACUAUGAAUAUGGACGAAGCAGCGGCGAUCGGUGCAGGCUACUAUGCUGCGAAGCUGUCACCUCUUUACCGUGCAAAGUCGCUAAAACUGGACGAGACGAUCCCGUACGGAGUCGAUUUCGAGGUAGAUCCUUCGUUGAACAAGGAAAAACCUGCGGUCAGGCGACCUUUAUUUGGCGCUGACGGCUUUCUACUGGGCGAUUCGGUGAGCUUAACGUUCAAUCGGACAGAGGACUUUUCGCUCAAUUUUUACAGUGGUGACGACGCCGCCAGGCCAUUUGUGCGCGUCACCGUCGCUGGGGUGAAGCAAGCGCUUACGGAUAUGAAGGCGUUGUCGCCUGUCAAGCACGCAAACAACAGUCACAUGGUUCGACUGCAGAUUUUGCUGAACGAAACUGGUCUUGUGCAGGUCGAGCAUGCGGAGGUGGUUGUGCGCUACGCCGAGGAGGUCACACAGAAGGUGGCAGAAAAUGUCACAGAUAAGACAUCUGACGAAAGUAAGUUGGUUGAGAAACUUGUGAAAGUAAUCAAGAUGCGUAGCCGAGCAGCUGACGUGACUGCGACGCUUGCGUGGAAGAACCCUACUGAGCUGACGUCAGAAGAAAUGAAAACUUCGCAAGCCAAGCUGGAGACGAUCUGGCAAGCGGAGCAUGUGAAGCAUCUCCGCGCUACGGCGAAGAACAAUUUGGAGGCGUACAUCUUCUGGGCCAAGAAUGACGGUGUGUCUGAUAACGCUGAGUUGACAGCCGCUGCUGGCGCAGCCGCCGUGCAGCGGGUCAUCGACAAAGCCACAGCUGUGCAGGAGUGGCUUGAAGAAGGCGAGGGUGCAUCAGACCACUGCGCUGCCUCCCAGUACGAGUCGCGGCUGGAGAACCUUCGCAGUAUGGUUGCGGAGCUGUCGAAGCAGCCCGAGAAAGCUACGAGCACAGUAACAACAGAUAGCGCCGAUGACAGUGAAGGCGAUUUGUGA